AUGUCUCACCUUCCGAUCAAGUGGGCUGAGCGCAAGGACCGUCUGUUCAUCACGGUAGAGGCGAGCACUCCCACUGACGUCCAGGUGAACUUCCAGGAGAAGACGGUGUCCAUCUCCGGCAACGGUAUCACCGCCAACGGCAGCCAGCCGCACGCUCUCAAGGAUGAGCUGCACCUCCUCAACGAAAUUGUCCCGGAGCAAUCGACCUUCAAGGUGCUUGGCAUGGCAAUUCAGAUCUGUGCCAUAAAGAAAGAGCAGGGUUACUGGAACCGUCUCGUUGAUGAGCCGACCAAGGCGACUAAGAGCUGGCUCUCCGCCGACUGGAACCUUUGGAAGGACGAGGACGACGAGGCUGAGGAGAUGGCCGCUGCGUCCAACUUCGGAGGGUACGGCGACAUGGGCGGCAUGGGUGGCAUGGACAUGGCGUCUAUGAUGGGCGGCAUGGGUGGCAUGGACAUGGAGUCAAUGAUGGCCUCCAUGGGCAAGGGCGCGGGCGUCGAUUCCGACGACGAGGAACUGGACGACGACGGGGCCGAGGUGGCCGACGGCGAGUGCGAGGAGGAGGAGCCGGCAGCAGACAUCAGCGAUCUCAACGCGUAA
This is a messenger RNA of Leishmania major strain Friedlin, 600 nucleotides long. RefSeq lists its product as hypothetical. The transcript has a single exon. Gene Ontology annotation, biological process: chaperone-mediated protein complex assembly; protein folding. Gene Ontology annotation, molecular function: protein-folding chaperone binding; Hsp90 protein binding. NCBI's taxonomy places the organism in Eukaryota, Euglenozoa, Kinetoplastea, Trypanosomatida, Trypanosomatidae. Gene Ontology annotation, cellular component: cytosol; nucleus. The coding region runs from base 1 to 600 and encodes 199 amino acids. The record is from RefSeq and is a predicted model, not a curated record.